Molecule: messenger RNA, 1855 nt
Organism: Pungitius pungitius (ninespine stickleback)
Lineage: Eukaryota; Metazoa; Chordata; Actinopteri; Perciformes; Gasterosteidae
Gene: nasp
Product: nuclear autoantigenic sperm protein (histone-binding)
Exons: 15
Coding region: 108-1688 (526 amino acids)
Biological process (GO): CENP-A containing chromatin assembly; DNA replication-dependent chromatin assembly
Cellular component (GO): nucleoplasm
Molecular function (GO): histone binding
Source: RefSeq, a predicted model, not a curated record
CAAAUACUGUCAAAGGAAACUGUACCUGCUCUUCGUUCGCUGGACACCAGAGCGCCCGUCUUGUUGCUCCACGCUGUUGUCUAGUAUCGUGCUGAAAAAAGAAAAAUAUGCCGGAGGAAACGUCCACCACGUCCAGCUCUGGGAGCGUGGAGGAGAAGCCGUGCUCCUCUUCCUCAGCAGCUGCCGACAGCUCUGUUGACGUUGUGGAGGAGGCAAAUAAGCUGAUUGGUACUGGGAACAGGCACCUGGUGAUGGGAGAUGUUGUGUCUGCCGUCAGUGUGUUUCAGGAUGCCUGCAGCAUGCUGGCUGCGAAAUACGGAGACACCGCAGAUGAGUGUGGCGAGGCCUUCUUCUUGUGUGGGAAGUCUCUUCUGGAGCUGGCCAGGAUGGAGAACAGUGUCCUUGGUAAUGCCCUGGAGGGAAUCCCAGAAGAGUCUGAGGAAGAGGAGCAGCCUCACAGUUCAAAGAUUGAGAGUGCCAACAAUCUUGAUGAAGAAACUAGAGAUGAACUACGAAAGCAGGUGUAUGAUGCAAUGGCUGAGGGGGAGAGAACUGAGGCAGUUGACAGCAAGCUGGAGUCUGAUGUAAAGGGAAACACUGAGGUUGACCAGGAAAAUAGUGCGGCCACGGUCCCUGGCAAACAGGAUCUGGAGGCAUCCACCAAUUCCCCUGUGAGCGUCAAAGAUGAUGAAGUUGCGAUGAGCGCAUGUGCUCCGGUGAAGAGUCUGGUGGAAAGUCCUACCUCUCCUGUAAAAGCAGCUGUGAUGGAGAAAAAGGAACAAAUUGAAGAGAAAACGGGUGGAAAAGAUGAGGAAUCCGAGCCGGAGGCUGAACAGGACACGGAUGAGCCAGAGGAUGAUGAUGACGACGACGAGGAUGAGGAUGAAGAGAAAAGUGGACCGGAUAAGGAGGAAGAUGAUGUUGGGAAUUUGCAGUUGGCGUGGGAGAUGUUGGAGGUGGCUAAAGUAAUUUACAAAAGAAAAGAAGGCAAAGACGACCAGCUGAUGGCAGCCCAGGCAUAUCUGAAACUCGGAGAAGUCAGUGCUGAAUCUGGAAACUAUUCCCAAGCACUAGAAGACUUCCAGGAGUGUCUUGCCCUGCAGCUCAAACACUUGGCCCCCCACAGUCGUCUGCUGGCUGAGACUCACUACCAUGUCGCCACUACGUUGUGCUACAUGGACCAGUACAGCCAGGCCAUCCAGCACUACAACAGCUCCAUUAAGGUCAUCGAGACCCGUCUGGCCAUGUUGCAGGAGGUGAUUGGGGCUGCAGAAGAGAAGAAUGAGAUGGAGGAGCUGGAGCAGCUGCUGCCUGACAUCAGAGAAAAGGUUGAGGAUGCGAUGGAAAGCCAGAGAACAGCCAGCGCUGCCUCCCAGGCCAUCCAGCAGACGCUAGGCGGCGCUUCAACCUCGUCAGCGUUCCUCUGUGAAAAUGGCAGCCCUGCAGCAGUUUCCUCAACCAGCCAGAUCACAGUUAAAACAUGUGACAGCACCUCUCCUUCCAAGGCGGUCUCUAACAUCUCCCACCUCGUUAGAAAAAAGAGGAAACCAGAGGCGGAGAGCCCCGUAAAGGACACUGGUGCUAAACAAUCGAAACAGGAAGCCACAGUUAAUGGCGCUGACUCUAGUGCCAGCAAUGGAGUCCAGGAGGGAAAAUCACAGGAGCCUGCUGCCCAGUUGACCCCCUGAUGAGUCUUCAGUGAGAUCAUCUCCUUUCCAGAUCUUCAAAACCAGCACAGCAUGCCCAUCCAGCCCCCUUCCCCUUUUUGAUUUUGUAAAUAAGAUCAUUUUCAUAGAUUUUGUCUGUCCAGUUUUUGUAUACUUGUAGUAAAAUAAUAAAAAAUGGCAGCAUCAGA